Molecule: messenger RNA, 2127 nt
Organism: Calliphora vicina (urban bluebottle blowfly)
Lineage: Eukaryota; Metazoa; Arthropoda; Insecta; Diptera; Calliphoridae
Product: ankyrin repeat domain-containing protein 29
Exons: 7
Coding region: 565-1485 (306 amino acids)
Molecular function (GO): protein binding
Source: RefSeq, a predicted model, not a curated record
GUCUCAUAAAACGCUUGUGUUUUUACGAAUUUAACGGAAUAAAGGUGCUUUUUCGAAUUUGUCAACAAAAGCUAAACAAUGUGCUUAAAAUAAAAAUAAUAAACAAAUAAAAGUCACCAAACAAAUAAUAAAAAACAACACAAUUUAAAGUGAAUGGGUUCUUCUCUAGCCAAAUUUUGCAUAAAACACUAAAUAAAACUUAGCAAUGAAAGAUAUAAAAUAAAUGCAAACAAAAAAAUAACAAAACGAAAUCAAACUAAAAACCCAACCUCUGAAAGUUAGAAAGGAAGUGCAACAUUUACCAUCAUAAGUAGUAGUAAAUGUUCAAAUUUUGAUAACAAAUCCAAUUGUAAAAAAAACUUAACAAAGAAAAUAUUAAAAUCAAAAAAAAAACAAUUGGAAAGGCGAAUGAGAAACCAACUAGCACGUGCCUUUUCCCUCUAAACUAUACGAAAAUCAUCUAUAAAAUCAAACAAAUGUUUCUUCAAACCUAAAUAAUAUAGAACAAAAUUAAUUGCUAUUUGAAACAAAUAAAGAAACUAAUAACACUUACACCGCCCCAACAUGUCUUUAAAGAAAGAGACACCUUCGGAUGUUUUACUACAUUUGGCUGCUUUGAGGGGUGACGAUAUUACGCUGCGACGCGUUUUGGACAGUGGAAAGGUUCAUGUCGAUUGCAAAGAUGAGGAUGGCACCACACCCCUGAUACUGUCAGCCGCUAGUGGACAUACUACGUGUGUUUUGGAAUUGCUGGAACAGGGAGCAGAUCCAAAUAGUAGAAGAGCCACUGGUACAACACCGCUAUUUUUUGCUGCACAAGGGGGUUAUUUGGAUGUGGUGAAGAUAUUGAUAAAGGCGGGUGCCAGUGUUGAUACACCGUCAGUGGAUGGUGGUACUCCUUUAUUUGUGGCGGCCCAAGGUGGUCAUGUUAAAUUAGUUAAGGAAUUAUUAGAUUGCGGAGCCAAUGUUAAUGCCUGCAUGAAGGAUCGUGCUACCCCAGUUUUCAUAGCCGCCCAAAAUGGCCACCGUACUGUAUUAUCUUUACUUUUAACCGCUGGCGCUUAUCCCGAUACUAAGCGCAUAGAUGGAGCUACACCUUUGUGGAUUGCCGCCCAAAUGGGUCAUGACCACAUCUGUAAGGUUCUCUUACAAAAUGGUGCUAAUGUGGAUGCUGUGAGAUGUGAUGGUGCUACUCCUUUGUUUAAGGCGGCCCACAAGGGUCAUGCGGCUGUGGUCACAGAAUUGUUGAAGCAUCGACCUAAUUUAACAUUGUUGCCGAAUGGCGAGACCGCUUUACAUGCCGCCGCCAUGUUUGGCCACAUGACCGUGGUAAAACAAUUAAUAGCUGCUGGAGCAGAUAUUAAUCAGACCAACCAUGAUGGUUUAACGGCUCUUCAAGUAGCACGUCAACAGAAAUACACAUCAAUAUGUGAGUAUUUACAGGAACGUCAGAGGACCAAUAAAACUCGAAAUCAACAAAGUUAAGAAAGAGCAAAGUAUUCCGAGUGAAACUCAAAAAUAAACUUAAAUUAUUACAAAACAACCCGGCCAUAAUUGUUAUAAAGAAAGUUUCACUUAGGGAAAUUCGAAAAUUGUUCGAAAUGAGGCAGAGCUUAACAGUUACAGUAAAUAAUAGAGCUUUUUAAAAUUUACAGUUUUCACUUUCACUCUCUCUCUCUCUAACACAAACACACACACACACAUACACCUGUUUCCAACAUUUUACUCAUACAGCUUUAAGUGAAUUACGAAUUAAGUGAAAAACUAAAACUAACCUAUACUUAAAUAUCCAUUUAUUGUGGAUUCAAAUUUAUUCGAAUACUAUUUGUUUAUAAUAAAUUGCACAAUUAUUUGAUAUUUAACAACAAUAACACACCUACUUUUGCCUACUAAAUAUUUUAUAAUUAAUUUAUACAAAACUAUUUGUUUUUUUUAAUUUGAAAACUAUUUUCAAAUUUUGCCUGGUAUGUAUUAUUGAAAAUACAAAUAAUUACGAGUAUAAUAAAAUAAAGCACCACGUCCAUUUUUUUAAAAAAAAGAAAACUAAUCAAAAUCUAACAAAUCCUUAUAAUAAAAAUUCUUAUGAUAAUCAUUCAUACCUUUUUUGUGGUUUAUUAAAUAAAAAAA